AUGCCGGGAGGAACAAAAGAAUACGUUGACGUUCGUUGUUGUUUGAUGACUUCAAAAGACCUGUUUUUUUGGUAUGUGGAUGGAAUGACGGAGGCGAUAAGUCUUGCUGGUAUGACAAUAAUGUGUGAGGGGAAGGAUCAGCCGGAUUAUGGGGUCGACCUUUCGCCAUGCUCACCACGUGGUGAAGAGAUCAUGCGAAUGCGACAGGAACUGGAAGCAGCGCGUCAAUCAAUAGCUGAAAAAGACGAGAAGAUGUGCCGUCUGUCUCGAAUACAGGAUACGGUGGACGCAGAAGUUCAAGAGUUGACCGAGAAGCUUUUUCAAGAGGCAUACAGGAUGGUUAACUAUGCAGAAGAACGUCGUGAACGAGCUGAAAGGUUGCUGAAUGAGUCUAAGUUGCAGGUUGAGGUCUUGUCAGCUGAGGUCUCUGCACUGAAAGUCCUUGUCCAAACCCCUGGCAUGGGCCAUAAUCAUUUCCUGCGCACCUCUCCAGAGCACAAAUCCGCUCUGGCAAAAUUGUUCUCGACGUCGUCUGCAGCGAAACGAUCAAGUUCGUCUGGUGCUGUCGCAACACGAAAAUCAUCAACGCUGCCACCGUCAACUGUACAUCUAUCUCGAGAAAGAGAAAAGGAUACUGAGCAAAAAUUAGCGGAGGCUGUUGAGGAGGUGGACCCGAUACUAAUGUCCGAGUUCACCUCAUGGCGAGAAGCCGGUCAUCCGUUUGUGCACCAUCCGUUCAUGGAUCGCGUCAAUACGGAAGAGAUCUCACCAUGUAUGCUAUUUCAUGCGAAAGAGCUGUCCGACGCAAUUCUUGAUUCUAUAGCGGCCAAUAAAUUGGAAUUGGAACCGGUACAUGAAGAGAAACCGUCGAUAAUGCCUUGUGCGCUUACAAACGUUUCACGAUUUUGUCCUUAUCGUGUUCGAGUUUCCGAAGACGACGAAUGGCAUCGGAUAUCGCUCCUGGCAAGGAACCGAAUAGCUGCCGUUUGCGAUUACUACACGUUCAUUCGCUAUCUAAGACAAGGUUUGAUCAAGUCCGGUGUUCGCGACACAUAUUUCGACGUGAUGACCUUACGAAAAAACAUGAGCCUAGCAAAACUCGGACUUGGAUUCGUGCCAAAAACCAAUCUACGGCCAGGGUUCUAG
This is a messenger RNA of Necator americanus (New World hookworm), 1146 nucleotides long. RefSeq lists its product as uncharacterized. The coding region runs from base 1 to 1146 and encodes 381 amino acids. Gene Ontology annotation, biological process: exocytosis. Gene Ontology annotation, cellular component: Golgi to plasma membrane transport vesicle. The transcript has 11 exons. Lineage: Eukaryota; Metazoa; Nematoda; Chromadorea; Rhabditida; Ancylostomatidae. The record is from RefSeq and is a predicted model, not a curated record. Gene Ontology annotation, molecular function: guanyl-nucleotide exchange factor activity.